AUGGAGAGAAUAGUAUUGUCUCUUAUAGUGGUUCUAUUUGAAGUGGUUUGUUUUUCAUUUGGGAAUCCACUUUGCUCUUCUCAUGAUUCCCUUGCACUUUUACAGUUUAAGCAUUCACUUAACGUGACCGACGGCGGCUGUGAUAAUAAUGAAGAUUGCCCUAAGACGGCAUCUUGGAAUAGUACUAGUAUGGAUUGUUGUAGGUGGGGUGGAGUUACCUGCAAUAACUUCACUGGCCAAGUCAUUGGUUUGGACCUCAGUUAUAGCAGACUUGAAGGAGCUAUACAUCCUAAUAGUAGCCUUUUCCAGCUUCGUCAUCUUCAAACACUUGAUCUUUCAGACAAUCAUUUAGAGGGUGAAAUUCCUGAUGUUUUUUCCAACUUGCAAAUGCUUACACACUUUAGACUAGCCGACAACAAUUUCACUGGUCCAUUCCCGUCUUCUCUCAUGAACUUGACAAAACUUCAAGUUUUAAGUUUGAGAAGCAAUUCACUCAGUGGUCCACUUCCCGAGUUUAAGACUAAUUCUCUACAAACACUUGAUUUGUCUCGUAAUCAAUUCUCUGCCAUACCUCAAUCGCUUAGACAUCUUUUCAACCUGACUCAUGUCAUUCUAGGACACAAUAAGUUGAGCGGGGAGAUUAGAGCAGAAAUGUUUGCAAGCAUGACAAACCUCACCAUUCUUGAUCUUUCUUCUAGUGGCUUAUCAUGGAGUAGCAAUAUCAACACCACUUUUCCCCUUCUUCGUUCUUUACGUUUAGGCUCUUGUCGUGUGAAAGAUUUCCCAGAUUUCAUAUUGAACUCUAACAAGUUAUCGAUUUUGGAUCUCUCGGAGAAUGAAAUUCAUGGGCAGUUCCCUAAAUGGUUUGGGGGUUUGGGUGCAUUGCAAUUCCUUAAUGUCUCUCACAACUUCCUUACAAGCUUAGAACAUAUACCUUUGGAGACAAUGAUGGUACUUGAUCUUCAAUCAAAUUCACUCAGAGGACCUUUGCCAUCUCCCUUUUGCCCAUCAAAUACACUUUCUGUCAUAAAUCUGUCUUACAAUAAUUUGAGUGCUGAAAUUCCCAAUUGCUUGCUUACUUUUUCCUGGCUCAGGGUCUUAGACUUACAAGCUAAUAACUUCCAUGGACCCAUCCCAAACAAAUUCCCAAAGAAUAGUCUCCUAAGUCAUAUUAAUUUGAGCAAAAAUCAAUUGGAAGGUCCCAUCCCAACAUCGCUACUCAACUGUACAGCCUUACAAGUCCUUGAUUUGGGAAACAACAAAAUUCGUGAUACAUUUCCCACCUGGCUGGAGAUGUUGCAAGAGUUAGAGCUUCUUAUACUGAAAUCUAACAGAUUUUAUGGACCCAUCGUUGCUUUUAAAACAGAAUCACCAUUUCCAAAUAUGAAGAUCUUUGACCUUUCCGACAAUUCAUUUACAGGCUCAUUACCUAUGGUGGUUCAAAAAGGUUUCAAAGCUAUGAUGAACAUGGAUGCACACAAAUCAGGAUUGGAGUAUCAUGAGGAACCUUUAGAUUUCGUAGGUUAUGGAGGUGAGGUUUUGUAUAGUGGAUUGUAUGUGGAAUCGGUGAUAUUGGUGAUGAAAAAUCAAGAGAUUAAAUUCAACAAGAUCUUGAAGAUUUUCACAACAAUCGAUUUGUCAAGGAACAAGUUUGAAGGAGAAAUCCCUAAGUUCAUUGGGAAUUUGAAUUCACUUCUGCUGCUGAAUUUAUCCCACAACAACCUCACAGGACACAUUCCUAUCGAAAUGAGGAACAUGAGAACUCUUGAAGCUUUGGACCUUUCAUUUAACCAGCUUACCGGCAAAAUUCCAGUGGAAUUGGCAAGUCUCACAUUUCUUGCGGUCCUGAAUCUGUCACACAACCAUCUUGUUGGACCUAUUCCUCAGAGUAAUCAGUUCAAUACAUUUCCAAAUGAUUUCUAUUUAGGAAACUCUGAAUUGUGUGGAUUUCCACUGUCAAAUGAAUGUGGGAAGCAUAAGAGUGCAUCAGUACCAGUUGAACAGGAAGAAGAUGAACCAAGUUUUCUUAGCGAAAUGACUUGGCAGUCUGUGCUAAUUGGUUAUGGUUGUGGCUUGACUUUUGGUUUUGACAUAGUGUAUCUCAUAUACCUCUUUGAAUGGCCAAGAUGGUGCAUAGACUCUUUUGAAACUAUCACUCGUGAAAUGAUAUACAUAGUGCUGAGGGGACGUAAAAGGCGCAGGAGGAAUUUUCACAGAAGAAGACACUGA
Solanum stenotomum is the source of this 2229-nucleotide messenger RNA. RefSeq names its product receptor-like protein 9DC3. NCBI's taxonomy places the organism in Eukaryota, Viridiplantae, Streptophyta, Magnoliopsida, Solanales, Solanaceae. The coding region runs from base 1 to 2229 and encodes 742 amino acids. The transcript has 2 exons. The record is from RefSeq and is a predicted model, not a curated record. Gene Ontology annotation, molecular function: protein binding.